CUAAAACUCAAUUCAAUGACUCUCUCAUUCUCAGCCAAUUCUCGUUCUUUCUCAAAAAACCAUUGUGAAAUAUCUCUAAUUUUUUAUUUCUCAUUCACUUCGCUUCUUAAACUCUUACAAUUUUAAUUUUGUCACAUCUUUAUUUUCUUUCUCCUCUCCUCUUCCUUUAGAUUUUCUAAACUGUCUCUUCAUCAAAAUCACAAUGGCCCUUUCGACCACCAGAGGAACCUCCUCUUCCUCUUUCACCCAACGAUGCAUAUAUGAUGUGUUCUUGAGUUUCAGAGGAGAAGAUACCCGCAAUGGUUUUACCAGCCAUUUGAAUGGUAUUUUGCGUCAUAAUGGUAUUAACACUUUCAUGGAUGAUGAGCUUCCAAGAGGAGAAAAAAUUUCAGCUGAACUUCUUGAAGCUAUUGAAAGUUCAAAGAUUUCGAUGAUUGUAUUCUCUAGAAAUUAUGCAUCCUCCACUUGGUGUUUGGAUGAACUUGUCAAGAUUCUUGAGUGUAAGAAUAAUGGCCAAGUGGUGUUACCGGUUUUUUACAAGGUGGAUCCAUCAGAUGUACGUAACCAACAGGAAAAGUUUGGAGAAGCACUCGCAAAGCAUGAAAAAAUAUUCAAGGAUAAUAAAGAGAAGGUGCAGAGAUGGAGGGCAGCCCUAAAUGAAGCCAGCCAUAUAUCUGGUUGGCAUUACAAAAAUGACUACCCUCAAUUUAGAUUUAUUGAAGAAAUUUUAGAAGAGAUCUUAAGUGCUAAAUUAAAUCGUACACAAGUAUUUGUUGUUAAAUACCCAGUUGGAAUAGACUCUCGCAUAGAGGAAAUAAGUCGUAUUUUAGAUAUUAAGUCAAACAAUGUUCGCAUGUUAGUGAUCCAUGGUCUUCCUGGAAUAGGUAAGACAACAAUUGCAAAAGCUAUUUUUAACUUAAUUGCAUAUCGUUUUGAAGGAAGUAGCUUUCUAGAGGAUGUUAGAGAAAACUCAAAAACAAAUGAUGAUGUACUCCAACUACAAAAUGCACUUUAUUAUGAGAUCUUAAGGGCUGGAAAAUUGAAAGUGCAUGGUAGAGCUCAAAGAAGCAAUGUGAUAAUGGAAAAGCUUCGGAACAAAAAAAUUCUUUUAAUUCUAGAUGAUGUGGACAAAUUAGAACAAGUAGAAAAUUUGCUUGGAAGUUGCAAUUGGUUUGCUUCUGGAAGUAGAAUUAUUAUCACAACAAGAGAGAAAAAGUUGCUAUCUCCUCUGCGAGAAGAUUGUCAUUUAUUUUACUAUGAGGUUAAGGAAUUAGAUGAAUGUGAAUCUUGUGAACUCUUUUGUCAACAUGCACUCAAAAGAAACAAGCCUACAGAAGAUUAUUCGAAGCUUGUACACCAAUUUAUAGGUUAUGCCAAAGGACUUCCAUUAGUUUUAAAAAUAAUAGGUGCUGAUUUAUAUGACAAAAAUUUACAAUGUUGGAAAAGUGCCUUAGAUAAGUACAAAAGAAUUCCUAAUUCGGAUAUUCAAAAGGUACUUAAAAUAAGCUAUGAUGGAUUGGAUCAAAUUCAACAAGAAAUUUUCCUUGAUAUUGCAUAUUUUUUUAAAGGAUUCUACAAGAAUUUGGUUGUAGAUAUAUUACAAAGUAGCAAUUUUCAUGACCUAUACUAUGAUAUUGAAAAACUUAUCGAUAAAUCUCUCAUAGUCAUUACAAAAGAUGACAAGUUAUUGAUGCAUGACUUAAUACAACAAAUGGGUUUGGAAAUUGCUCGACAAGAAUCAAAAGUGUCAAAAAAAUAUAGAAGGCUAUUGUGUUAUGAGGAUGCUCCUGAAGUACUAAACGAAGAUACGGGAUUAGAUGAAAUUCGAGGCAUAACAUUGUCCUUGCCACAUCCAAGAAAGAUGCAAUUGAGUCUUGGAAAGAUGAAAAGCCUCAAAUAUUUGACAAUUCGCAAUGUAAUUUGUGAAGACCUUAAAUAUCUUCCCAAUGGGUUAAGGUUACUUGAUUGGAAUGAAUUUCCUUUAUCGUCCUUGCCGUCCACCUAUGAACCUACAAAACUCGUUGCACUUAACAUGCAAAGUAGCCACAUUGAAUUGGACGAGCAUUUCGAGAUUUCCGAAAUUAGAGACCCUUAGCAUUUGCGAUUGUCGGUACCUUCGGGAAAUUCCAAGGCUUCCACGUCGUAUAAGAGAUGUAAUUGCAAUAGGGUGCAAUUCGUUGAAUUCACAAUGCAGAAGAAGAUUAUUUAGUCAGCUUGGAGAUGUGAUAGGGCUUCCACGAAAUUUAGUAUGUGGUUAUUCUAAUAUGAGAUCAUCGCAUCAGGAGUUUGGAUCUGAAUUGGGCUCUUCAUCUGAAUUGGGCUUCGCUUCUAAGUGGUCUCAUUAUAACCUUGCACUUCCAGGAACUACAAUUCCAAAGUGGUUCAACCAUCAGAGCCAUGGAAGUUCCAUAUCAUUCUCAGUUGGUCAGAAAUUUCCAUCAUUUGCUUUAUGUUUUGCUUUCAACAGAAAACGCAAGGAUAAUGUGCCAUCAGUAUUUCAACUGUUUGGUUGUUCUAUCUACUUGUUCA
Molecule: messenger RNA, 2529 nt
Organism: Quercus robur (English oak)
Lineage: Eukaryota; Viridiplantae; Streptophyta; Magnoliopsida; Fagales; Fagaceae
Product: TMV resistance protein N-like
Exons: 5
Coding region: 203-2095 (630 amino acids)
Biological process (GO): signal transduction; defense response
Molecular function (GO): ADP binding; ATP hydrolysis activity
Source: RefSeq, a predicted model, not a curated record